Messenger RNA from Aspergillus mulundensis, 1467 nucleotides. RefSeq names its product FMN-dependent alpha-hydroxy acid dehydrogenase. NCBI's taxonomy places the organism in Eukaryota, Fungi, Ascomycota, Eurotiomycetes, Eurotiales, Aspergillaceae. The record is from RefSeq and is a predicted model, not a curated record. Gene Ontology annotation, molecular function: heme binding; oxidoreductase activity. The transcript is spliced from 5 exons. The coding region runs from base 1 to 1467 and encodes 488 amino acids.
AUGGAAAACGACGCCACAGAUACACCGCUGCUCUCGGUGCAGGACGUGCUUGCCCACAACACCCCGGCCGACUGCUGGCUGGUCAUCCAGGGCGAGGUCUGGGACUUGACGAGCUUUGUCGGUGAACAUCCCGGUGGUCCUUCCGUCAUCGUUAAAUACGCCGGUCGGGACGCAACGGAUGCGUUCGUGGAAAUCCACGCCCUCUCGAUUCUUAGAGAGAACCUUUCCACCCAGCACUUCAAAGGCAGGCUGGAUACCUCGACAAUAACACCAGAGUGGAAGCAAAGUACGCAGAAAACUCAAGCCACAGCGAAGCCCCGCGGCCCCAAACCCGAGCUGGCCUCGCUCAUCAACAGCUAUGACUUUGACAAGGCCGCUGCGGCGAGUGCGUCCGAGAAGGCGUAUACCUUCUAUUCGACCGCCGAUACGGACUGCUGGACUCGAGACGCAAAUGAGUCGAUGCUCAAGCGCAUCUGGUUCCGGCCGCGAGUCAUGAAGGAUGUGACCACCGUCGAUACGUCUUCGUCCAUGCUGGGGAUUUCGAUGUCGAUGCCGCUGUUUAUUUGCCCGGCUGGGGUUGGGUCUUUGAUACACCCUGAUGCUGAGAAGGCACUGUUCAGGGCUUCGAAGUCCAUGGGGAUUGUGGAAAUCGUCAGCACCAACUCCGGACAUCCACUGGGAGAUAUCGUCGAGCAAGCCCCCGGCCACCCCUUCCUCUUCCAGCUGUACCUGAACAAGCAGAAAGAAAAGUCUCGCGAACUGCUCCUCAAAGCAGAAUCCCUCGGCUGCAAAGCCAUCUUCCUCACCGUCGACUCCGCAGGACGCGGCAAGCGCGAGUCCGACGAACGCCUCAAAUCCGACGAGCUCCUGCGGGACCCAAUUACGGGGAAGAUGAUGAAAGCGGGCGCCGGCCUCACAAGACUCAUGGGCAGCUUCAUCGACCAGGGCAUGACGUGGAAGGACAUCGAAUGGAUCCGCAGCGUCACCAAGCUCCCCCUUAUCCUGAAGGGCGUUACCUCGGCAGAGGACGCGAGGAUUGCCAUGGCGCACAACGUCGACGGUAUCCUAAUCAGUAACCACGGCGGCCGGAACCUGGAUUACUCGCCGCCGACGAUCCUGGUGCUCCUGGAGUUGCACAAGAACUGCCCUGAGAUAUUUGACAGAAUGGAAAUCUACGUCGACGGCGGGUUUCGGCGGGGCGCGGAUAUCAUCAAGGCGCUGUGUUUGGGCGCGAAGGCUGUGGGGAUGGGACGCAGCUUUCUGUACGCCUUGAACUAUGGGGCCGAGGGCGCGGAGCAUCUGAUUCAGUUGCUCAAAGCCGAGAUGGAGGCUGUCAUGAAGCUCAUCGGUAUCAGGGACCUCUCGGAGGUAUACCCUGGCUUGGUCAAUACAGCGGAUGUUGACCAUCUGGUGCCGUCGGGCCCUGACCAUCCGUAUAUCAGGUGGAGGGCUCGUUCGAAUCUGUAG